Anopheles stephensi (Asian malaria mosquito) is the source of this 3355-nucleotide messenger RNA. Its product is annotated as cilia- and flagella-associated protein 36. The transcript is spliced from 4 exons. NCBI's taxonomy places the organism in Eukaryota, Metazoa, Arthropoda, Insecta, Diptera, Culicidae. The record is from RefSeq and is a predicted model, not a curated record. Gene Ontology annotation, cellular component: axoneme; ciliary base. Bases 538 to 1605 code for a protein of 355 amino acids.
AGAUAGUAGUAUCGCGCCGAUAUCCCCCGCAAGCUGGACAACCUGCCGUAAUGCGAAUGAAAUAAUAUAAAAACAAAACAAACAAAAACAACAAAAACGUUUAAAAAGGUAAAGCAAAGAUACAAAACAAACAAAAAAACACAUAAAAAGAAUACAACCACGCGGAUGAAAAAUGAAAAAUGAAGUGUGUGAGUGUGUGUUAAUGAAUGUUUUGUCGUUUGGUGCGGCAAGUGUGUGUGUUGAGCCUUAAAGUAAAAGAAGAUUAUUUGAAGGUCCUUAACUGCAAUGGCAAAAGCAAAACAGCGGAAAGGGGAAGAUGAGUCACCUGUCAGUCUGCAUUGCUGCAGAGCUACCACGACGAUUGGGCUCAAACAUGUCCAUCACCAUGGUAACGGCUGUGUAGAAAACAAAGAGAAAUGGUAAGCGCUUGCCUGCAGCGACUUGUCAGCUUCUGCCAGUAUGACAGUGUAAGCCGUCCUUUUACGAAGCUAAAACAGAAAAUUUUAGGGACGCCGUGUGUGUUGCUGUUGCCUACCAAUGGCGGACGAUAAUUCCUGGGUGUUUGAUUCGCUGGUGUGCUUUCUGCACGGUCCCGUAUGGAAUGCUCCACUGCAAACCUUCAUCGAGGAUAAAUCGAUUAUUUUCGAUCCCAACCUGCAGCCGGACGAGAACAAUCCCGAGUUCCGCAAGGUGCACGAUGAGUACAAGAAUCUGGUCGACUACAUGCUCGGUUCGUUCAUGGAGGAGAUGCAAAUAACGCCCGAACAGUUUGAGUUUGCCUGUCUCGAGGGUCGGCAUGUGGCCAACCUUGGUGGUGGUGGUGGUGCUGCUGCUGCACGGGCUGCAUCCGCCGGUACAUCGAGUGAUGAUCGGACGGAACAGUCCGGUGCGGCCAGCACGUUUUCCUUUCAUCAGGGCCUAUUUCAGCAGAUAUGGGCCGCCAAUGAUAUACGCAUCUUCAUACGCAUGAUGGUACAGCGUAACGUGGAGCUGCAGCUGCAGGCGUUAGAUUUGAUUGAACGACGCUCGCAAAGUAUGUCGAAGCGUGAGGAAGAAGCCGCCGCUGGUCCGGCGCAUGAUGAUGACGUACCGCCAGAGCUGCAGCUCGAUGUAGACCGUGAACUAAAGGAUCCACCACCCGUGGAGGGUGAUAUCGAGCGGGAUAUUCUAAAGUCGGUCGAAAACGAGCUGAAUGUUUCGGGAUCGGAUGCGGAUGCAAUUGCCACGCCGGCGAUCGUUCGGCAAUCAGUGCUGGAGCAGACGCUAGCGGACGGUGGUGAGCUGUCGGCCGGGGAAAAGGAUAAAUUUCAACGCUUGAAUUUGUUUUUCGAUCAAGAGAAGAUCAAUAAUGAAGAUAUGAAAGCACGCCAGGAGUACUUGCGCUCGCAGCGGGACAAGAUACUGACCAUCAAAAAGCAGGCUCGUGCUCGACAGCUGAACGAAACGAUCCGCAAAAACGAACGUCCAACAUCGGCUCAGGUCGCACAAAAGUUUCUGGACGGUGAAACCGAAUCGGUAUCGGUGGAACCACCGGAAGGAUCGCUCCAGCUACGAAAGCUGCUGGCCCAACGGCUCCGGAACGAGGUGGCUAUCGACAAGGAGUAGGGUGGGGUGGUGUACUUUACGCCUCACGCGCUCGCGGCUUAUCAGCAGUCCCAGAUCGAUACGAAUCGAGUGUGUGGAGUGAAUAAUACAUUUGCAAACAUGGCGGAAGUGUUCAAUGUGUGUGUGUGACUGUGUGUGUAUCCGUGUGAUUGUAGUGGGUAGACAUUUCAGUUGGAUAGCAUGGAUAAACGGGGGUUUGAAAUAAUUGUAAGGCUGGUAGAGUAGACAAUUUGGUUGAUCGCGGCGCUCGAUUGAAUCAUUUGAAAGGGGUGGAAAUAGAAAUAAAAAUUUGUUUCAAACAUUGAAUUUAUCAUAAAUGAGAAGUUAGUAAAAAUCUAAAUCGAGAUGUCGACAGUAUUCUAACGGUUUCUACUACUUUCUUUUACACAGCGCCAUCUAUUGUAGAGUAGCAAAAGUGUAACAGAUCAGAGUAGGCUUUUCAUGCUUUUAAGUGAAUGCCCUGCGGUAUACGUUUAUUACAGGGUAUCCCAAUUUUUUUUUUCCUACACCUUUUGGACCUGUUUUUCAAAAUGUCCUUAACAAAGAGAAAGCAAGUGUUUCGGAAAACACAAGCGAAUUCAAAAAUAUGGAAAACCCUCGAGACGAAACUAAAAUUAUCUGGGAAAGCAUCAGUAAACUCUUGGAGAUCCUGUUAUUAUUCGUACCGAUUUUUACCAUGUUUUGUAUUAUUAGCAGACAUGAGAAGAGGUGUGAGGACUGGGGCUGCUAGAGCCUCGACCGGACCGGUUGAUCCCUUAAAUUUGCGUUACAUUUAAUAAUUAAUUUAUCUAAUUACAUUUAUUACUUACCAUAAUAAUUUAAUCCUUUCCAUGAACCUUUCUUUCCCAUCGUAUAAAGCAUUUCACACAACGGAAAAAAAACCGCUCGUCACUUAUCUGUCCAAAGAUUCAUCGUACUUUACUGAUUUAUUUUGUGUGUAUGUCUGUCUGUCUCUUUGCUCUGCUCAGCCAUUUGCUCACCACCACAACCACCAUCACCAUCUACAUCAUCUCCUGAUACGCACGGCACACAACACCGGCGAUAUCGGUGACUUUAGUUGCAAGUUGUAAAGUUGUUGCUCCCUCCCAUUAUCCUCGAUUUGUUGCCUGUUUGCCUGUUCUACGCUUAGUCCUUAAAAUCUCCAUUAGUGGUAAUGAUUUUGCCCCGAAGCACUUGAUAUACCGGAAACAAGGAUGACGAUGACGAUGAUGAUGAUGCUGUUGUUCACUUUGGGGAAGUGUUUUUGCUGUCACCGGUUCACAGAAACGUCAACAAGUUUGCUUGCGUCUACUGCGUUUGUUUUUGCAUUCUGUUUGGGGGUUAAUUGUUAGUUAGCACGUCGCUAUGGAAAUUUGGCGAUAAUUUGCGUUACUCCGUCCGUGCUCGCGUUACCUAUAAGCUGAGCUGUCUGAUCUGUUAUCUAGUGUAGUUUUGUUACGCUUUCGCGUCUGAAUGGUGAUAGUUCUGGGAUUUCUAGAUUUUCUUUAUGUGUGUGUGUGUGUUAUUAUCAAUCAGCGAAAGAGUUUAUCUUUCUGUUUUUUUUUGGACGACUUCUGCUGCGUUCAGCUGGCUUAAAAGUUAAACGUAAGUAAACAAGUUUCGGUUUUUGUAUUUUCUUUUUGCCUUCCGAUGCCAUUCUGGAGUAAUGUUUUGGAAUGUUUGAUACAGAGACUUAUAGGACAAAUAAUUGAAAAAACUCCUUCCUAUUGCCAAAUGGAGAGUAGCCAAUCGGAAAAGAGGGCACGCACAU